AUGGCCACUCCGCCAACACAUGAAGAUCUACGCAAAGUGGAUCUUAGACUUUUACAGGAACAACAAACCGAUGAAAGCGAAGAGGAAUCCGAAGAAGAUACCGAGAUGAAAUCCGAGGAUAUGGAAAGCGAGGCAGAUAGACAAAACCAGAUAGAGGAAGCUCUCCGACGGGCAAAAGAGACGCAACUAAGAGGUGAACAGCUUCGUCAAGAUAUUGAAAAAGCACAGGCAGAGAGAUUAAUGAAAGACUUGAGAUGGACAAAAGACCAGAGCGACGUUGUUGUCAAACGUCUUAGGCAGACCAGAGAUCAGGGCAUUGUAUUGGAACUAGGAGGAGGUAGACAGAUGACGGAAACGGUGAAGGACAUCGUCUCAGCUAGGCAUAGCACGGUCACAAGAGCAGUGGCGAAAGGUGGCACAGUCAGGCGGGAGCUCUUUGUAAAUGGAGCAGAUGGUCUAACCAAAGAAACUGACCAUGUCAGCGCAAUUGAGACCUUUGCGGGACGGAACGGAACGUGUCAAGUCAGGGGACCCCUUCGUAAGGCAUAUGGCGGAGACGUCAACGCCACAGUUGAGGUCGAUGAAGACAUUGCAGCGCGCUUUAUACGGAUAGGCUUUAUUAGGGUGGGAUAUAUAUCCUGCACAAUUAAGGAGAAAAUCCGUAUCGCCCGGUGCUACAAGUGCAUGGAGUACGGACACCGCAGGUCUGAGUGUAAAAAUGAGAUCUUGAAGGGAUGCAUCCGGUGUGGAGCAGAGGGACACAUUGUGAACGAUUGCCCAGAAGAAGGGCACAAAUGUAAUAAUUGCAAAGUCACGGGACAUCGGGGCAACUCAAUGGAAUGUCCGAAAUUCCGACAUCUGGUUAACACGGCCAGGGAGGAAACGGAAAGGAGAAUGCAGUCUUAG
Messenger RNA from Diabrotica virgifera virgifera (western corn rootworm), 906 nucleotides. RefSeq lists its product as uncharacterized. The coding region runs from base 1 to 906 and encodes 301 amino acids. The transcript has 2 exons. Gene Ontology annotation, biological process: positive regulation of cytoplasmic translation. The record is from RefSeq and is a predicted model, not a curated record. Gene Ontology annotation, molecular function: mRNA binding; zinc ion binding; single-stranded RNA binding. Lineage: Eukaryota; Metazoa; Arthropoda; Insecta; Coleoptera; Chrysomelidae. Gene Ontology annotation, cellular component: cytoplasm.